This is a messenger RNA of Acytostelium subglobosum LB1, 2121 nucleotides long. RefSeq lists its product as hypothetical. The record is from RefSeq and is a predicted model, not a curated record. NCBI's taxonomy places the organism in Eukaryota, Evosea, Eumycetozoa, Acytosteliales, Acytosteliaceae. Bases 1 to 2121 code for a protein of 706 amino acids. The transcript has a single exon.
AUGCUUGGAAACAAUCACUUUGGAAUACUCAAAGAGAAGUUGAAGUUGAGGUUGCAGCAACCGCUGGCCCCCAACCUCUACUACCAUUCAUCAACAAUCACACGCUUUACUCUGGUCACGGAUACUGAGUUGUUCGAUCUGAUCUACGACGAUUGUCCAUCAAUGUUUGUGAUUGUCAACAUGUUGGAGUGGUCAUCAACUACCAAUGCAUCAUUGUUCAGACAUGUACUACAUAGAUUCAGACUGGCCUACGACUGUGGCAAUGACUACUCUCUGCUCACAUCAAAGGUCAUCGAGAUGAAUGAUCCUCAGCUACUGAGAGCCAUCUUGGAGGACCGUCCACAGGCCAAGUUCAAAGGUGGAAACUCAACGUCCACUACAAUCAGAUCACCAGAGAUAUUCAAAGUACUUAAGGAGUUUGAUAGGCAUGAUAUCAUGCAUCACUAUCUUUCAACCAACACUUUGGGACGAUUGUUUGAAACCAACAGCGUGGAGAUAUAUCAAUAUUACACGUCGCAUCAUCCAUUAGAUGUCAAUGGCACGUCUAGAUCAUGGUCGAGCUCACUUGAACAACUGUUGAGUGAGCCUCAGAAGAUGACUCGUGACCGAGCUGACCUCGUGGAGUAUUUCAUCAUUCAACAGUACCCUGGUUUGGAUUCAUUAGCUAAGAUCAAUGAACAGGUGGAUCAUGUAUGUGAGGGAUUGCCAUCAGAGAUAAACGCAUACAUCAGAUUGUAUCAAUACGCCAGAUAUAAUCGAUCAUCAUUGAACAAAGAUCUUGGUGCCUACUCUGUCAUGCUCAAUAAUGGACUUAGUCAAGUGAUCUCCAUUGCCAACUACUUCAACGGCCAUCAUGGAUUGAUUAAAUUCCUAAUGGACAUUGGAUAUUUAAAUCAAGUACUCACUGAAGGCUCAUUGGAGAGUGUAAAGACAGCAUGGUCAAUUGAUCCAACUCCAGUGGCAAUCAUUGGAAACAUCUAUCAUGUGGAGUUGGAGGUGGCAAAGUUCAUACUUGAGCAUCACUCUAUGGAGGACAACGAGUGGAAGCUCUCAUCUGUCAAAGAUCCUAUCGACCCCGACACCGUUAUGUAUCUGUAUGAUCAAGGAUUGAUCCCUCGCACCAAGUACCACAUGGGACACUUUGCCUACUGUUUGGCCAAGAAUGGACACUUCCGCCAGGCACACAAGCUGGCGCCGCACCUCAAACUGACCUUCCUCCCGCCAGACUUUAUUGCAUUCAUCCAGCAUCCACUGCCUGAAAUGGAGGUGCUCACAUUGGUUCACUCAAUCAAUCCCAAGUUCGACUCGUUGAACUUCUACCUCACGGCCAACGUUGACUUGGAGGGCUUUGAUCACUUCCUCUCAAUAAUUGGCAGCCAUUUGGCCAAGUCCUAUAUCCAAGCAUUCGAAUACCACAACACACAUCAAUAUAGGAUACUCGAUCACAUUGCCAACAAGUACGCACAGCACAUGAGCUUCAGCCUCAAGGAGAAGUACUUCCUCGGUCUCUACUACCUGGGACAUCACGACAAGAUGAUGCAGUUUGCCAAGACAUGGUUGUUGGACCCAGCAGUCGACUCUCUACUCUGGGGAUUGGUUGGCGAGAUUGGUCAAUACAAAUACUUUGAGCAGGCAAUCCAAUAUCAUCAAGAUGCUGCCAAGGCUACAUUGGAUCAAGAGUGGGCUGCCAGCUCUGCACUCAGACAAGCUGUCAAGUUCUCACGUAUGGACUUUGUCAAGCAAGUACUACAGACCUACAAGAUGGACACCAAGCCAGAUUGGAAGGAGGUCAACAUGCGUCUUUGUCUUAGUUUGGAUCAGUUGUCCAUGUUUCAAUACAUCCUCUCUCUUCCGGAUGCCGUGAAGAAGGACAACACCUAUUCUAAGUUGUUCCAGACAGCCCUGGACCUCGGUGCUGGUCGAUGCGCCAAGUAUCUUCUCGAGAACCAUUCAAUUGUCAAGCUACCAGUGGUCACUCAACAAAACAUGUUGACGGCCAUACCAUUGAUUGACAUGAUGAUUGCAAAGGGUGUCUACUCGCUCCAACUUCUUCCAGAGUCAGGUCCCAUCAAGCUUAACUACCAGAGUUGGAAGAGUAUCCAAACAAUGAUCACUAAAUAA